UCGUAUGGGUUAGCAAUACGGUACAUGGUCUGGACUGAUCGUACUAUAGUCUUAAUCGUCAUAGCUCAUAGUAGACGUAGACAACUGACUCUCUUGUUUUCUUUCUACCAUUAGUUUGUUUGACGUUAAUAUUUUUGUUGUUGUUGUUAUGUGCUUGUGCCCCAAUGGAUCGAUGGUAGUUGGAAGUUGUAUAGUAUCAACAUCAAGUCGAGUUGAGACUUGAGAGACUGUUUUUUUGUGAUAGUGUGUCGUUUGGAGUAGGAGGAGGUUUGAAUUUUGAAUUUGUUACCAUUUUGGUUGUCGGCAUCAACAACUAACUAAAUCAGUAUCAGUAACCUAGUCCAUCGAGUGACAACGUUGAACGGCCUAGUGAUUUGGAUUAAGUGAGAAAUAAAAAAAAAAACGCAGGCACACUGUGUUCUUGCAAAACAAGUUAACAAGAAAAAAAGGGACCAGCGAAACGAAAUCGAAAGUGGGACAAAAUAUUUCAUAGAAAAAUAAAAAAAAAGAAAUAAAAUAAUACAGGACCUUAGAUACUCUCUUGUGGCACACUCAAGCUAAAUAAUCAAUCGUGCGUGUAGAUUUCAAAUAGUUUUUUUUUUUGUGGAAAAGUGUUUUUUCUCUCGUAAGAUUAGUGCAUUUUUUUCUAUUUUCUUUUCUUUUUUUCUUCAAAUAAAAAAGAAGAAAAUAUAAAAAUCGUAUCGAGAUAGUUGAUUGAAGGUAAAAUAAAAUAAAAAAAUAAGAUUUCCAAUCUAGUGAUUGGAAAAAGGAAAGUUGAAAAGAAAAUCCAAUAACUAGUGCGAGAAAAUUAAUUAGAGAUCUUUAAGCAAGUAGAAAUCAUCAACGUUUAUUAUUGUGGAUAUACCAGUUUUGCUGAGAGAUUUUUAUCUUUAGUGUGGAUUUUGAGAAAAAUUAAUUCUUAAAAAUGUUACCCCCACGGCUGAUGAAAUUGGCCUUUAUUGUGUGUAUAUUAGUUGUCCUGCUAUCACAUACCGACAGUGCACAAGCCAAACGAAGAAGACAACGUCGACCGACCACGACAGAAGCACCAACAACUGGGUCAAGGACAAACACUGUUGCGGCCAAGAAGUCAGCUGCCUCCGAAACACCAUCGCCAUCAUCAUCAUCCUCCGCACAAGAUCGUAUUGACCAACAGCCCGCACCAUCAUCGGUGCGUGGUCUUCGUGUGCGUUCCAAGUCGAAUAAGGUACGUGGCGCAACUGCACUUGCAGCCGCUGGGGCCGCUUCAUCACUUGUUGCUCUCAACUCACUGAAAAGUGGCAAAAGAUCAAAGAUCGAACUCACCACCGAUCCCGACAGCAAUGGCAAGAAGAUCGUUUGCUACUACACCAAUUGGUCCCAGUACCGUGUUAAGAUUGGUAAAUUCAUUCCCGAAGACAUUCCCGCCGACUUAUGUACACACAUUAUCUUUGCCUUUGGUUGGCUGAAGAAGGGUAAACUUAGUUCGUACGAGAGCAACGAUGAGACGAAAGAUGGAGUUGCUGGACUUUACGACAGAAUGAUGACCCUCAAGAAGGCCAAUCCUAAAUUGAAGAUUCUUUUAGCCAUUGGAGGUUGGUCAUUUGGAACACAGAAGUUCAAGGAUAUGUCUGCCACAAGGUACACUCGACAGACAUUCAUAUACUCCGCCAUCCCAUUCUUGAGGAAACGGAACUUUGAUGGUCUCGACAUGGAUUGGGAAUACCCCAAGGGCUCUGACGACAAGAAGAACUUUGUUCUCCUCCUGAAGGAACUUCGCGAAGCCUUUGAAGCUGAAGCACAAGAAUUGAAGAAACCACGUCUUUUGUUGACCGCUGCAGUACCCGUUGGACCCGAUAAUAUCCGUGCUGGUUAUGAUGUACCUGCUGUGGCAAGCUACCUUGACUUCAUCAACUUGAUGGCUUAUGAUUUCCACGGUAAAUGGGAACGUGAAACUGGUCACAACGCACCUUUGUACUCCCACUCCAGUGACUCCGAAUGGAGGAAACAGCUUUCUGUAGAUAAUGCCGCCAGCAUAUGGGUUAAAAUGGGUGCCCCUAAGGAAAAAAUGAUUAUUGGUAUGCCAACGUAUGGAAGAUCUUUCACUCUGGCCAAUCCUAGCAAGCACGGUGUCAAUUCUCCAGCUUCAGGAGGUGGCAAGGAGGGAGUCUACACAAAGGAAAGUGGUUUCCUUGCUUAUUACGAAAUCUGUGAGAUGUUAUUGAAUGGAGGUGUCUAUGUUUGGGAUGAAGAAAUGAAGGUGCCAUACAUGGUUCAUGGAGAUCAGUGGGUUGGAUUCGAUGAUGAACGUGCAAUCAGAAAUAAGAUGAGCUGGAUAAAAACCAAUGGCUAUGGAGGUGCUAUGGUCUGGACAGUUGAUAUGGAUGAUUUCAAGGGUGAUGUUUGUGGAGGAAAUGUCAAGUAUCCUCUAAUUGGGGCUAUGCGUGAAGAACUAUUGGGAAUUUCAAGAGGCAAGGAAGCUAAGGAUGUCAAUUGGACAGAAGUUGCUUCGACAUUCGAUGAAGAAGAAGAAGAGGAAGAAUUACCUGAACCAAUUAAAAUUGACGUAUCCGAAGUUCUUCAGAAAGUUCGUAAAUCAAAGGUCAAGGUUAAGUCAGGAUUGUCUGCUGUUCAAAAGAAUUCUCGUCCAGCUCAAGUCUUCUGCUAUCUUACUAGUUGGUCAGCUAAACGUCCUGGUGCAGGCAAAUUCGAACCUAAGAAUGUCGAUCCUAAGCUCUGUACUCAUGUGGUUUAUGCUUUUGCCACUCUUAAGGACUACAUCCUCAGUGAAGCUCGCGAUGAUGAUCCAGAAGAAUAUGAGAAAGUUAUUGCUCUGCGAGAGGCUAAUCCAGACUUACAAAUUCUCCUUGCUAUCGGUGGAUGGGCAUUUGGAUCGACUCCAUUCAAAGAACUUACCUCGAAUGUCUUCCGUAUGAAUCAAUUUGUUUAUGAAGCCAUCGAAUUCCUCCGGGAAUACCAAUUUAAUGGGCUUGAUGUGGACUGGGAAUACCCACGAGGUGCAGACGAUAGAGCUGCAUAUGUGAAUCUUCUGCGAGAACUGAGGGUAGCCUUUGAGGGAGAAGCAAAAUCAUCCGGACAGCCAAGACUACUUCUAACAGCAGCGGUCCCAGCUUCGUUCGAAGCCAUCGCAGCUGGAUAUGACGUUCCAGAAAUCUCAAAAUACCUUGACUUCAUCAAUGUUAUGACUUAUGAUUUCCAUGGACAAUGGGAACGUACUGUUGGACACAACUCCCCACUGUAUCCUCUAGAAGCAGCUACAGGCUACCAGAAGAAACUCACAGUUGAUUUCAGUGCAAGGGAAUGGGUUAAGCAAGGAGCACCCAAGGAGAAACUUCUCAUUGGUAUGCCAACUUAUGGAAGGUCAUUCGAAUUGGUGAAUAUGACACAGUUUGAUAUUGGAUCACCGGCUUCUGGAGGCGGAAGACCUGGAAAAUUCACCAACGAAUCAGGAUUCAUGAGCUACUACGAAGUGUGUGCAUUCAUGGCUGCAGAAAAUACGACUCUUGUGUGGGAUUCAGAGCAACAGGUUCCGUUUGCUUAUAGGAACAACCAGUGGGUAGGAUUUGACGAUGAGAGGUCACUUAAAACGAAGAUGGAAUGGCUUAAGGAACAAGGGUUCGGUGGAAUUAUGGUGUGGUCAGUGGAUAUGGAUGAUUUCUCAGGACGGUGCGGAGGUGGCAAGUACCCACUUUUGAAUGCCCUCAAUGAAGAACUCAAAGACUACAAGGUUUUAUUGGAGUAUGAUGGACCCUAUGAAUCCUACGGACCAAGAGGAGCCUAUACUACCAAGGAUCCUCACGAAGUAACUUGCGCAGAAGAAGAUGGUCAUAUUAGCUAUCACAAGGACCACCAAGAUUGUACUCACUAUUACAUGUGUGAGGGAGAACGAAAACAUCACAUGCCAUGUCCUGCCAAUUUAGUAUUUAAUCCUUCGGAGAACGUGUGUGAUUGGCCGGAGAAUGUUGAAGGUUGCAAUACGGUGACACCGGCUCCUUGAAGUACUAACUUAUCCAAUAAAUUAUAAUUUUAUUAACACUUUCUACCACCUUGAAUUUUUAAAAAUAAAAUAACAAACAAAACAGAAAAACCAUAUCCUAGCUUAGAAUAUAUUUCAAGGAUUUUGUUUGCAGUGAAAAAAAAAAUGAAUAAUGAAAAAAAAAAAAGCACUCAAGGAUGCUGCCUUUUGUCCUGCCCAAUUUAAGUUUUCUUCUUUUGUUGAACAAAAAAAUAAACGAAGAACUAAAAAUAAAAAAUAUAUUGUUACGAGAGAUGAUAAAAUAUUAAGUUAUAUUAUUUUUUUUAUACAUAAAUAAUUUUCGAGGAAAAGGAUAUCUACAUAAAUUUAAAGAAAUGUCCUUUGUUAAGAUGGAAUUUAUUUUCUUUCUAUCUGCCUUGCGUAAUGAAUUAUAUUUUUAAGUAGUUUACAAAUAGAAUAAAUAAAAUGAUAAAAUUUUAUUUUAAACAAAAAGGAUAAUUGCAAACUUUUAUGAAGAAAAAAACAGCAACAACAAUUAAACAAAAACAACAUACAACAUACAAAAACUUGCCUUUUCUUUGCCUCGUGCGUCAAUAU
Eupeodes corollae is the source of this 4573-nucleotide messenger RNA. RefSeq names its product probable chitinase 10 (gene Cht7). NCBI's taxonomy places the organism in Eukaryota, Metazoa, Arthropoda, Insecta, Diptera, Syrphidae. The transcript has 11 exons. Gene Ontology annotation, cellular component: extracellular region. The record is from RefSeq and is a predicted model, not a curated record. The coding region runs from base 926 to 3997 and encodes 1023 amino acids. Gene Ontology annotation, biological process: carbohydrate metabolic process; chitin catabolic process. Gene Ontology annotation, molecular function: hydrolase activity, hydrolyzing O-glycosyl compounds; chitin binding.